AUGGUUGGGUUGCAUGACCAUUCUCUCGUGGGCAGAGAGUACAAUGCCGCUACAGGAGCCUUGUCAGUGUUGAGCAUCGCCGAAGGCUUAGAUAUCCGAUGCCUAAAAGUACGUUUUAUACAGAUUGGGAGGCUUGUGUUCGUCGGUAAUGACUACUGGAUUAAACUCCGUGGUUCACACGUACAAUACUCAGUCUUGUCUCUAAUGAUGGAGGUAAAGGAUUUCAAACAGCGGAUCACCUCAUAUACGACCGGCGAAACAGUAAGGGAUGUACUUUGGAGAACGUUAACUCUCAACCAAUAUUCCGAGGUCCUCGACGAGCCAUCUGGUUUCGAUACAGGUCUGCCUAAUAUUGCGGUAAUGAACAGUGUUUCAGUGGUGCGCCGCUUGUUUGACUUAGCAUUCUUGAAGCCUGAGAACCUUAUCCAGGAAUUCGGUAAACCUGAGAUCUAUAAAACGGCAGUCACUGGGUUUUUGGCUCUCAGUAAAACCCUCAGGGGCUGGAAGCUUGCUAUCCUUUCGCGAGAUCUAGUCUCUAUGGUCACUGUCAAUGCUGAAGUCGGAGAUACCGUAGCGAUCAUCUCGGGCACGAGAGUGCCAUAUGUUUUGAGGCAAGUUCCCUCGAACGAUGGAACGAAGCUCUACAGAUUGGUUGGUGAAUGCUAUGUGCAUGGAGUCAUGAACGGGGAGUUCCUAAAAGGUGCAACGGAACCGGAAUAUCAGGAAAUUGGCAUUGUUUACUGCCCCAACUGUGAGGUAGAGCCGUCUUGA
This is a messenger RNA of Exophiala aquamarina CBS 119918, 771 nucleotides long. RefSeq lists its product as uncharacterized. The coding region runs from base 1 to 771 and encodes 256 amino acids. The record is from RefSeq and is a predicted model, not a curated record. The transcript has a single exon. NCBI's taxonomy places the organism in Eukaryota, Fungi, Ascomycota, Eurotiomycetes, Chaetothyriales, Herpotrichiellaceae.